AUGCAAGGUUCUCAUGUGAUACAAGCACAUGGGAUAGUUCCUGUGCAGCUCAGAAACAAUGCGCAGUCAUUGCGGCAAGGGCAUGUCGGCUUGCGGUCUGUUCAGGGCUCUGCAGAAGGACCAAGCACCAGAAACUUUGAAGCUCUGAACAGGCUAUAUUCAGGAGGAGCGGCUGGUAAACAGAAAGCUCCUUCUCUUCCCAACGCACUGUUUGUAUUCGUGGCGGUCGUUGGCAUCGUUCUUGACUCGCUGCUCCCUCCUUCUGGUCAAACUUCUUUCAUGAUGCCCCUGGCGCUCCCGAGGAGAAAACCUUUCUUCGACGGCUGGUUCAUCCGGAUCACCGACCUUGCCAUGAAAACAUCUUGUUCUCUCAUUGUGGGCUCGAUGAGAAGAUCAGGAUCCGAGAGCUUCAACGAGCACUACGUGUCAAUCUCCUUCAGCUCCCCUCGGUUCGGAAGGAAAGGGCACAAGCCGUACGAGCUUCAGUCCUUUCACCAUGUCUCGACACAGGAGGAGGUCUCAAUCCUCUUUGACGAGAGGAAGAUGAGCGGGUUCGAGAACGAGAUCGAUUGGAGAGCACCGGCAGCAGGUCGAUGCUCCUCCUUCUCAUGGGAAAGUAAAGAAUGCGGGUCGAUGAGAUUCCUGGACGGAGGAGCGCGGGUGGAGGUAGACAUGAGGCUGCGCAACGAGAGGAACGAGGUCAUCGAGCUCAGGGCGAAGCUGCGGCAGCCGAAGCCGUGGGGGUAUGCGAGAGUGCGGGGAGAACGACUCGAGAUCCAUUCACGUCCCUCCCUCACGAGCAGGAAGAACGAGGCGGGCCCUGAGGGAUGGCUGGGCAGGACGCCUCUGCUGCCCUGCCGCUACUUCGUGCAGUCGCUGGGAUCCGAGUGCUCGUACACGCUCAGAAGACGAUGCGGCGGGAUGGGAAACUCCUCGAGGGUUUAUCACCUCGCCGACGUCUGCGUCUCCGGAGGUGGCUUCGCUCACGUGGAGACCAACUACGGCGCCGCGUUCCCCUCCGGGCACGAAGAGAGGAAAGUGCUGACGGGCCCUCCACAGGUCAUCGGGCCUGAGAACCGAGUAGCUCUCCUGGUCACUGGCGGGAAGUUCAAGAUCGGGGGACUGACUCCUCUCACUUGGAUCGUUGCGUUCCGCGUAUCGAACACGUCCUUCAACUUCCGCACCACCGACCUCCAUCAGGUGAAAGCGAGGUUUAGCUGCUCCAAGAGGACUUUCUCUCUCGAGGCUUUCAACCCCUUCAGUCCGCUCCUCCUCUCUCGAUCGCGUUUUCACCUGACGGCUCUUUCAGCUGGGGACUUCGUCCAGAUUGAGGCAAACGACGCGAACAUGAAUCAGGACGAGCAGAACGUCUGGGUCCCAACCUUGCAAGGGUUCACCAACAAGCCAGGAUGCUCCGAGUCCUUCGCCGCCACUGUUCGGGUCCGAGCAUGGAAAGGACGGCACUUGCAACGCAGAAACGAGGACGCUCCUGACUUUGACGAGUCUCUUCGCCUCGCUGCUUUAGAGUUCGGCGGAGAGUUCCAGCAAGACUCCAGUUCCUCGUAA
Molecule: messenger RNA, 1566 nt
Organism: Guillardia theta CCMP2712
Lineage: Eukaryota; Cryptophyceae; Pyrenomonadales; Geminigeraceae
Exons: 12
Coding region: 1-1566 (521 amino acids)
Molecular function (GO): tocopherol cyclase activity
Source: RefSeq, a predicted model, not a curated record